Messenger RNA from Salvelinus namaycush (lake trout), 2910 nucleotides. Its product is annotated as protein ADP-ribosylarginine hydrolase-like protein 1. Lineage: Eukaryota; Metazoa; Chordata; Actinopteri; Salmoniformes; Salmonidae. The coding region runs from base 1021 to 2097 and encodes 358 amino acids. The record is from RefSeq and is a predicted model, not a curated record. Gene Ontology annotation, biological process: protein de-ADP-ribosylation. The transcript has 7 exons. Gene Ontology annotation, molecular function: ADP-ribosylarginine-[protein] hydrolase activity; magnesium ion binding.
UAGACCAUUAGAUUACCAGACCAGAGAGCAACACAGCGUGUGACAGCGUCGGAGACCCUUAUACGUCCCCUGAGGAUAGGUGGACCAGACGGACAGUGGACUGUUUUUGUUUGCCAGCAGGCUGAGGAGAAGCUCUGUCUGUUUAACCAGAGGAACACUAUCUCAGGCUUCUAGAAGCUCUGUCUGUUUAACCAGAGGAACACUAUCUCAGGCUUCUAGAAGCUCUGUCUGUUUAACCAGAGGAACACUAUCUCAGGCUUCUAGAAGCUCUGUCUGUUUAACCAGAGGAACACUAUCUCAGGCUUCUAGAAGAGGACUAUAGUAUCUUGGGAGUCAGACUGUUUCUGAGAGACUCUGUCUACCUGGAGCCUGUGUCCUCUAUAACCCGUAGAGAGACUGUCUACCUGGAGCCUGUGUCCUCUAUAACCCGUAGAGACUGUCUACCUGGAGCCUGUGUCCUCUAUAACCCCUAGAGAGACUGUCUACCUGGAGCCUGUGUCCUCUAUAACCCGUAGAGAGACUGUCUACCUGGAGCCUGUGUCCUCUAUAACCCGUAGAGACUGUCUACCUGGAGCCUGUGUCCUCUAUAACCCGUAGAGACUGUCUACCUGGAGCCUGUGUUCUCUAUAACCCGUAGAGAGACUGUCUACCUGGAGCCUGUGUCCUCUAUAACCCGUAGAGAGACUGUCUACCUGGAGCCUGUGUCCUCUAUAACCCGUAGAGAGACUGUCUACCUGGAGCCUGUGUUCUCUAUAACCCGUAGAGAGACUGUCUACCUGGAGCCUGUGUCCUCUAUAACCCGUAGAGAGACUGUCUACCUGGAGCCUGUGUUCUCUAUAACCCGUAGAGAGACUGUCUACCUGGAGCCUGUGUCCUCUAUAACCCGUAGAGACUGUCUACCUGGAGCCUGUGUCCCCCCCAGUCGGUAUAGAGAAGGACUGAACUAGUCUUCCUGUUGAAACCUACAUUACAGUCCUUUGUUUUAGUCCGGGUUGGUGGGCAUCUUGAACCCUAACCCUCAUGGAGAAGUUCCAGGCUGGUAUGGUCCUAGCGGGGGUGGGGGACGCCCUGGGCUACCGUAAGGGCCGCUGGGAGAGCUGCCCCUCUGGGCCACAGAUCCAGGAAGAGCUGGCCUCUCUGGGGGGCCUUGGGGCUCUGAAACUGGACCCUGACAACUGGCCCCUCAGCGAUGGAGCCCUGAUGCACAUGACCACCGCGGAGGCCCUCAUCACAGACUACUGGUGUUUGGAGGACCUCUACAGGGAGCUGGUCAGGGUGUAUGUUGAGGCCAUGGUGUCUCUCCAGGGUCGCCCUCCUGACCCAGUCACCGUGGAGGGAUGUGCUCACCUCAAACCCAACAACUUCCUGCUGGCCUGGCACACGCCCUUCAAUGAGAAAGGUUCUGGGUUUGGAGCAGCCACCAAGGCCAUGUGUGUGGGGAUGAAGUACUGGCAGCCUGAGAGGAUAGACAACCUAGUGGAGGUCAGCAUUGAGACGGGGCGCAUGACCCACAACCACCCUACAGGUUUCCUGGGCUCUCUGACCACGGCUCUGUUUGCGUCGUACGCGGUGCAGGGCAAACCGCUGGUGACCUGGGGUCGCGACCUCAUGAAGGUCCUCCCCAAGGCCGAGGAGUACUGUAAGAAGACCAUACGCCACAUGGCAGAGUACCAGGAGAAGUGGUUCUACUUCGAGGCUAAGUGGCAGUUCUACCUGGAGGAGAGAGGCAUGGAGGAGGAGGGGCAGAACAAGCCACUGUUUCCUGACACCUACAGCGCUGAGGAGACAGACAAGGUGUAUAAGCGCUGGAGCUCAGAGGGCCGGGCUGGACGGAGGGGUCAUGAUGCUCCCAUGAUAGCCUACGAUGCUCUCCUGGCCUCAGGCUCCGACUGGACCCAGCUCUGCCGCCGCGCCAUGUUCCACGGAGGGGAGAGCAGUGCCACAGGGCUGAUAGCAGGCUGUCUGUACGGUCUCCUGUUCGGCCUGUCCCAGGUCCCUGAAGGGCUGCACCAGGAUGUGGACCGACGCACGCGGCUGGAGGAGCUCGGAGCCGAGCUGUACAAGGCAGCCUCCGCAGAGAGGAGCACAGAAAAGUAACAACACCACCCUGCCCACACCGCCCUCUUCUGGCCGACAUAGGAACUACACAUGAAUGACUCCACCAUGGCUGGCUACUGGCUGCUCACCUACCUACCUACCAGUGGAGGCUGGUGGGAGGAGCUAUAGGAAGACGGCUCAAUGUAAUGGCUGAAGGGGAAUACAUAUGCUUGAUACUGUUCCAUUUAUUCCAUUCCAGCCAUUACAAUGAGCCUGUCCUUCUAUAUCUCCUCCUACCAGCCUCCUCUGCUACCUACCUAUCCCACAGCACUGCAGCCCCCCUAGCUCGGCCUGUACCCUCCUCUCUGUCUCUCUCUCAACUGCUGCUGCUGGGGUCUCUGGAAUAGUUCCGGUCCAGUUCCAUUAAGUGUUUCUAAAAAAAACUAAAGUCAUUCAUGUGAAACUGAAUCAGAAUCAGAAUCAGAAUCAGAAUCAGAACUCCUGAACUGGAUAUGUAAUGUAACUAUUCCAUAGAUUCCAGAGGCCCAACGUGUUCUCAUCUAUAGAUGAACAUGGAUGAACUAACAUCCCUACCUACUGUACAUACGCCAGUCCUGGGUUUAAAACAUGUGAUUGUAGACAAAGAAGACGGUCCUGUGUAAAUGAGAUUUAAACAACAGGCUUGUUAUUAGUCUGUACCCCCAUAUAGUAUAUGUUCCCUAUAUAGUGCACUACUUCUGACCCGAACCCUAUGGGCCCAGGUCAAAGGUAGUGCACUAGGGUUCUAUUUGGGAUCCACUCUUAGUCUGUUAUUUGCACUCAUCUCAUGUUUUGGUUUAUUAUUGUCUGCUGUGGAUUCACCACGAGUGACAU